Messenger RNA from Acanthoscelides obtectus, 528 nucleotides. NCBI's taxonomy places the organism in Eukaryota, Metazoa, Arthropoda, Insecta, Coleoptera, Chrysomelidae. The record is from the annotation of a GenBank genome assembly.
GUCGCCCUAACUUGCAUGCACAUGUUUAUUUUGCGUUGAGUCUCGAAUGAUUAAGGUUGUGCGAUCUAGUUUGAUGGUAUUUUAGCCUAAAAUAUGAGUGAAUUGCAUUGCGAAAAAUAUAAUAUACUACCAUCGGAAGGUAAUAGAUCUCAAAAGAAAGUUAAAACGCCGUCUAAGCGGGAAAAUGCAAAAUGCAACAGAUAUUCUGCAAAAUUAUUGCCAACAUUUCCAAAAUUUUAUAUUGAAGCACUGCAGCGUUACUGAUCCCAAAAGAUCAAGAAAACGAGAACAAGAAAAAAAUAAGCCGAAAUCUAUGUCAGUGAAAUUCUAUGUGAAAAGAAGAGAUGGGCUAAUGGUUAAUGUGUACAGACAGAGUUUCAUGAACAUUCUGGGAGUGAAGAAAGACAGGAUUUUGAAUGUAGUAAAACGGUACAAGGAAAGCAAUGAAAUGCCCAAAGAACGACGUGGAGGUGAUCGGACAAAAGGUAAAAAUAACACAGCGAGCGGCUAUAAAAGGGUUUGUUGAAU